CGCUAUACUUUCCUCUCCAAGAUAUUUAUGUCAUUGUCUGUUAUCCUUGACAUGGGCCACUACGAAAAAGAUAAAUUUUGUUAUCUUUGUGGCGCCAGACCCUUGCUGCUGCUGCCCUGGCUGGGAUCUCAGCCUCAGGGCUUGGCCAAAUACUGUGACAUAUACCUGCGUAACGGCUUUGAUGUGCUCAUCGUGGAGAGCCGGGUCAGCCAGUUCCUUUGGCCGAAAUGGGGCCUUGACUAUGGCAUGAAGGUCCUGGAGGUGCUGCAGAGCGACAGGUUUGUGUGGCGCCCCCUGCUGGUGCAUGCUUUCUCAGUAGGGGGCUACACCUUCAGCCAGCUGCUGGUCCACAUCUGCAGAAAUCCCGGCCAGUAUGACGGCCUGAUUCGCAGGCUCCGAGGGCAGGUUUACGACAGCCUGGUGAUGGGUUCCCUGGAUCGCAUGACCGUAGGUCUGGGGAGGAAUUUGCUUCCCCAGGGUGAGAGCCUUGUGCUGGCGGCCAGCAUGCUGUACUUUCGAGCUUUCAAGAGACACACGGUGGAUUACUUUAACACCAACAUCGACAUCUUCUGGCACCGCCCCAUUCAGGCACCUGCUCUCUUCUUCUCCUCUGAGAAUGACCCAAUGUGUGACCAUCUCAAGAUGAAGGAGAUGAUUGAGGACUGGCGAAAGCAAGGCGUGAGGGUGGACUGCAAGGCGUGGAAGGACUCCACCCAUGCAGGACACCUGCGAGAUCACCCUCAGGAGUACCUCUCCACGCUUCAGGAGUUCAUACAUUCUCUCAGCAUGGUUCCCCUCAAAGCCAAAAUGUGAGACCACCUGCUGAAAAUACACACUGAACCUGCGUUUUUCCCUUCAGGUAGUAACUGAUAAGUACAGGGGAAACGAUGCUAAAAUGUUCUGUUUUGUCCUAAGGCCCAUAUUUUGUUUACACUCAAUAAAGAUACGCGAACAACUGGA
Molecule: messenger RNA, 960 nt
Organism: Brienomyrus brachyistius
Lineage: Eukaryota; Metazoa; Chordata; Actinopteri; Osteoglossiformes; Mormyridae
Exons: 2
Coding region: 28-813 (261 amino acids)
Molecular function (GO): serine hydrolase activity
Source: RefSeq, a predicted model, not a curated record